AUCAAUAGCCGUCCCUCUCUUUCUCUCUUUCUCUUUCUCUAUUGUUUUGCUUCUCUUUCAGUCAACUCGAUCUCUUGUUACUGCAUUCUGAAUUCUCGUUGAUCAUUCUGCUUCUGCUUCUAUCUCUGUCUUUGUGAUCUUCUAGUGCGAGAUCCAUUGCGUUGAUUUUGAUCAGUUUGUUUGGAAUUCGAGUGGUCGAUCUGUUUUGCUGAUCAUUGGCGGUGUAGAUCGCCGUUGUUGAGAUCCGAGUGUUCGUUUCCACAGAGAAAAACGAGCUGCUAGUGAGGAUUGUCCAUAUUAAGUGAUGUCUGAUUCUUGUUGAGUUUGAGCUACUGUUUGAUCCUUUAUUGGCUUCUAGGCGAAUAUAAGUAAGCGGUAUGGAGUCAGAAGGAGAAGCAGGGGGAAAGCCUAUGACAGUGUUGGGUGGCCAAGUCUGCCAGAUCUGUGGUGAUAAUGUUGGGAAGACUGUGGAUGGGGAGCCAUUCAUUGCAUGCGAUGUUUGUGCUUUUCCUGUAUGCAGGCCAUGCUAUGAAUAUGAAAGGAAGGAUGGGAAUCAGUCUUGUCCUCAAUGUAAAACCCGAUACAAAAGGCACAAAGGAAGUCCUGCAGUUGUUGGAGAUAGAGAGGAAGAUGUUGCUGCUGCUGAUGGUGCUAGUGACUAUGAGUCAGAAAGCCAAAGCCAAAGCCAAAAGAAGAUUUCAGAGCGCAUGUUGAGCUGGCACAUGAAAUAUGGGCACUCAGAGGAGGUCGGUGCUCCAAAGUAUGAUAAAGAGGUUCCUCACAACCACAUUCCUUUGCUAACCAGUGGACAAGAGGUCUCAGGAGAAUUGUCAGCUGCCUCACCUGAGAGGCUCUCGAUGGCAUCUCCUGGAAUUGGUGGUGGCAAACGGGUCCAUAAUCUGACAUAUUCAUCAGACAUUAAUCAAUCACCAAAUAUUCGGGGCAUGGAUGCAGGAAUGGGUAAUGUGGCAUGGAAAGAAAGAGUUGAUGGCUGGAAGAUGAAGCAGGAAAAGAAUGCUGCUCCAAUGAGCACUGGCCAGGCUGCUUCUGAAAGAGGAGCAGGAGAUAUUGAUGCCAGUACUGAUGUGCUUAUGGAUGAUUCCUUGCUGAAUGAUGAAGCUCGACAACCGCUUUCAAGGAAGGUUUCUAUCCCAUCAUCUAGGAUUAAUCCAUACCGUAUGGUCAUUGUUCUGCGGCUGGUUAUCCUCUGCAUUUUCUUGCAUUACCGUAUAACGAAUCCCGUGCCCAAUGCAUAUGCAUUGUGGUUGAUAUCAGUCAUAUGUGAGAUCUGGUUUGCCAUAUCUUGGAUUUUGGAUCAGUUCCCCAAGUGGCUCCCUGUGAACCGUGAAACAUAUCUUGACAGGCUCUCACUCAGGUAUGAACCAGAAGGAGAACCGUCACAACUAGCAGCUGUUGACAUUUUUGUCAGUACUGUUGACCCAUUAAAGGAGCCCCCACUUGUGACUGCCAAUACCGUGCUAUCUAUUCUUGCAGUCGAUUACCCAGUUGAUAAGGUCUCCUGCUAUGUGUCUGACGAUGGUGCUGCUAUGUUGACAUUUGAAGCUCUGGCUGAGACGUCAGAGUUUGCAAGGAAAUGGGUUCCUUUUUGCAAGAAGUACAGCAUCGAACCCCGGGCUCCAGAGUGGUACUUUGCACUGAAGGUUGACUACUUGAAGGAUAAGGUCCAUCCGUCAUUUGUCAAAGAACGUAGAGCCAUGAAGAGAGAAUAUGAAGAAUUCAAAGUUCGUGUUAAUGGACUUGUUGCAAAGGCACAGAAGGUUCCUGAAGAAGGAUGGGUAAUGCAAGAUGGCACUCCAUGGCCUGGAAACAACACUAGAGACCAUCCAGGAAUGAUCCAGGUGUUUUUGGGCCAAAGCGGAGGACUUGACACUGAGGGUAAUGAGUUACCUCGCUUAGUCUAUGUUUCUCGUGAAAAGCGUCCAGGUUUUCAACAUCACAAGAAGGCCGGUGCCAUGAAUGCGCUGGUUCGUGUAUCAGCCGUUCUUACUAAUGGUCCUUUCUUAUUGAAUCUUGAUUGUGAUCACUACAUAAACAACAGCAAGGCCUUGAGGGAAGCGAUGUGUUUCAUGAUGGAUCCCAACCUUGGGAAAAAUGUUUGUUAUGUCCAGUUCCCUCAAAGGUUUGAUGGUAUUGAUAGGAAUGAUCGAUAUGCCAAUCGUAACACCGUUUUCUUUGAUAUAAACUUGAGAGGUUUGGAUGGCAUUCAAGGACCUGUGUAUGUCGGUACUGGAUGCGUCUUCAAUAGAACGGCCUUGUAUGGAUAUGAACCCCCCGUCAAACCCAAGCAUAAGAAACCCGGGUUGCUGUCUUCACUCUGUGGUGGAAGUCGAAAGAAGAGGUCUAAAUCUAGCAAGAAAGGCUCAGACAAGAAAAAAUCUGGCAAAAACGUUGACCCAACUGUGCCCAUCUUCAACCUGGAAGAUAUAGAAGAAGGAGUCGAAGGGGCUGGAUUUGAUGAUGAGAAGACACUACUUAUGUCACAAAUGAGCCUUGAGAAAAGGUUUGGUCAAUCUGCUGUUUUUGUUGCGUCUACGCUUAUGGAGAAUGGUGGUGUUCCUCAGUCUGCAACCCCAGAAACUCUGCUUAAGGAGGCUAUCCAUGUUAUCAGCUGUGGUUACGAGGACAAGUCAGAAUGGGGAACUGAGAUAGGAUGGAUCUAUGGUUCAGUCACAGAAGAUAUUCUCACUGGAUUUAAGAUGCAUGCUCGGGGCUGGCGGUCUAUUUACUGCAUCCCCAAGCUUCCAGCAUUUAAAGGUUCAGCUCCUAUCAAUCUUUCUGAUCGUCUGAACCAAGUGCUUCGAUGGGCUCUGGGUUCUGUGGAAAUUCUUCUCAGUAGACACUGUCCCAUCUGGUAUGGUUACAGUGGAAGGCUCAAAUGGCUUGAGAGGUUCGCUUAUGUCAACACCACAAUCUAUCCAAUCACUUCCAUUCCUCUCCUGAUGUACUGUACCUUGCCAGCCGUCUGUCUACUCACAAAUAAAUUCAUCAUCCCACAGAUUAGCAACAUUGCAAGUAUAUGGUUUAUCUCCCUCUUUCUUUCCAUUUUUGCAACGGGUAUCCUGGAGAUGAGGUGGAGUGGUGUUGGAAUCGACGAGUGGUGGAGAAAUGAGCAGUUUUGGGUCAUCGGUGGUGUCUCCGCCCAUCUAUUCGCCGUGUUCCAAGGUUUACUCAAAGUUCUCGCCGGAAUUGACACAAACUUCACCGUCACCUCCAAGGCAUCAGAUGAAGAAGGCGACUUUGCUGAACUCUACAUGUUCAAAUGGACCACCCUCCUCAUCCCACCCACCACCCUCAUCAUCAUCAACCUCGUCGGAGUCGUCGCCGGCAUCUCCUACGCCAUUAACAGUGGCUACCAGUCGUGGGGCCCACUCUUUGGCAAGCUUUUCUUCGCGUUCUGGGUCAUCAUCCAUCUCUACCCUUUCCUCAAAGGUCUCAUGGGAAGGCAGAACCGCACGCCAACCAUUGUUGUGGUCUGGUCCAUCCUGCUUGCCUCCAUCUUCUCUUUGUUAUGGGUCCGGAUCGACCCGUUCACGACCCGAGUCACCGGUCCUGAUUCAGAGCAAUGCGGAAUCAACUGCUAGACAAACUGGCAGAUGGAAACGAGCUCGCCUUUUGUUGCCACGCUCCUUGGCUCAAUCAAGAACAAACAAACAAGCCUUGGGGGUAUUUGGAUGGCUUAAUUCUUUUUUGUUUCUUUUUGUUGUAACUUGUAUUUGUUCAUGUAAUAUGCUUUUCACGUGCAGGUUAUAGUUGCUAAGAGCAGAAAUUUAAAUUAAAAUUACGUUGUGUGAGGGUUCUAUUCUUUUGUAAUACCUUGAAAUAACUUAUUGUUUUUUCGGGGGGAACUAUUAA
This is a messenger RNA of Neltuma alba, 3873 nucleotides long. Its product is annotated as cellulose synthase A catalytic subunit 3 [UDP-forming]. Gene Ontology annotation, molecular function: cellulose synthase (UDP-forming) activity. Gene Ontology annotation, biological process: cellulose biosynthetic process. Bases 378 to 3602 code for a protein of 1074 amino acids. The record is from RefSeq and is a predicted model, not a curated record. NCBI's taxonomy places the organism in Eukaryota, Viridiplantae, Streptophyta, Magnoliopsida, Fabales, Fabaceae. The transcript is spliced from 15 exons. Gene Ontology annotation, cellular component: membrane.